AUGGAGGUCGCUGCAGAUCCCGACUUAUCACGGGAAUUCAUCCAGCUCUUGAAUAAGGAGCUGCAAGAAACGCGGUUUAAGCUACAGGUAGCAGAAGAGAAAUCUGACAGUCUGAUAAAGGAGAGUCAAGGGAUCAAACGCGCGCUGUUCGAGAGGGAUAACCACAUCCGUGACCAAACGCAACAAUUGUUCAACUUGCGCCAACAAUAUGAGGCACGUGGAGCUGAACUUGCCGUCUCGCAGCAGGCUGUUGAUGCCCUGAGACACAAUGAACAAAUGUUGAAGAAGGUCGAUAUCGGACAAAGCAAGAACGUUAGAGAUCAGGAGCUAGCGAUAGAACUACAGAAGAAUGGAGCCCUCAUCGGUGAACAGCAAGAACGAAUAAGCAAACUUCAAGAACAACUUCGACUUCUCGAGGAGACGACGCAACAAAUUAGACGAGGUCACCCAAGGAUCGGUUCGAGGGAUGGCUUUCCGCGCGCUCAUGCUUCAUCAACGGAUGAUGAUCGUCGAGCUCGACAACACUCUCUAUGCGAAAGUGGAUCCGUUGUCACUACAUCUGCAGAGCAGCAUGGGAGAUUGGAGGAAAUGGCACAAUUGAAGAAGCAACUAGAGGACCUGAAGGCACAAAUAGAUGGGCCGCAAAAGUUCUCUACGUUCGUUCAGGUCUUUCUGCCCUCCCUUCCCGGACCGCUUCCUCGAAGACAUGAGAUCGUAAGCAGCAUAAUCGGCGUCGAUAGUGUCGAGGCUUAUUGGAAGAAUUCACGCUAUCCGCGAGACUGGAUUCUCCAUCACCUUCCUGGAGAACACUGUCCUAUGGAGUUCAGUCGCUUAUCAUGGCGCGGACCUCAUGCGUUUGUGGUAAGUCCAACACAUAUCUACUCCCUGGCAAGUGGGAGAAAGAGAGGGCGUUCGUGGAACCAAAACGACGAGUUUACUCGUCUGAUUGGCUGCAGGCGCGAAAUCUUCUAUACUACGGACGACACAACGUUCUAUGCCGGAACGUAUCAAUUUUUGGAAGGACCUAGAGACCUCCAAGUAUCUGAUCUCGUGAACGUUGAGGAAUGGCCACUCGAUCAAGAGAAAUUGAUCAGCAUGUUUGGAUUUACAAACGCGGCUGCAUUGUCACCCAGUGCAAUCCAGUCGUUGCUGUGCAACUUGUAUCAGCAAGGAAUCGCGAAAGUCAACAUCUUCUGUCUCCAGAACAUCGGCUUCAACGAGGAAUACUAUCGGGCGAUGAAGGACGAAGAGAAUCGGGCGAAGUGGGACCUGCAGAACACUGAGAACACCAUCUCAGCUGUACGGCCUGCGAUGCUUUCUCAGUCUAGGAAACGAAACCGAGGGGCCGAAGAUGAAGCCAAUGACUCCACCGACGAUGACAGUGAUGGAGACACGAUCCGUGAUGCGGAUUAUGGUACGGAUGGUCGCACUGGUGGCGGCACGGACGGUGACGAUGAUCCAAACCUACCUUCGAGCGUGGUUGUGAACCAUCGGAAAAAAGUGAAGAAGGCAAGGCUACCUUGUGAUCGGCAUGCCAAGAACUCGGAUCACGAUGUUUGA
Molecule: messenger RNA, 1560 nt
Organism: Sparassis crispa
Lineage: Eukaryota; Fungi; Basidiomycota; Agaricomycetes; Polyporales; Sparassidaceae
Exons: 12
Coding region: 1-1560 (519 amino acids)
Source: RefSeq, a predicted model, not a curated record